This is a messenger RNA of Striga hermonthica, 468 nucleotides long. The record is from the annotation of a GenBank genome assembly. Lineage: Eukaryota; Viridiplantae; Streptophyta; Magnoliopsida; Lamiales; Orobanchaceae.
AUGGCGCCACGUAGGAUCAACCCGUCCCAACCUCGAAUAUUCGGAAGAAUGGUUCGACAACACACAAGAAAAGUCUGUCUCCGUCUCAACUGCUCCUCCAUAAUGCACCACAUUCUCUAUUACCUCUGCAGACCAUGGCGCCACAGAGGAUCAACUCGCCCCAACCUCGACUCUUCCCAAAAAUUGUUCAACACCACACAACAAAACUUUGUCUCCGUCGUAGACCGAACCCUACAAGGAUACAGUGAUCAAAACCUCUCCAUACACAAACUCCAACUCGACUGUUCGAGCCCCGAAUCACAACCGAUCGUCUCCCUUUUCGACAAAUGGAUCCCGAUGAUAGCCGCCUUCAACAUAAAAUCGUUCAGACUCAACUUUUGUUCAUAUACUCUGCCAUGUUACGGCCUGCUCUCAGCAAUAUUCUUAGCCGAGUCGCUCGAAGAACUACAUCUGCGAAAUGCAGGCUGA